AUGAAUUCCGCGAAACUCAUAGAAAUUUAUUUUAUGUUCUUUGCAAAAGAAAUCAAAGAUGAUAUGAUGAUUAAUCAUAAUAUAGAUGUAUCGACAAAAAAUCAAUUUCCAACAAUAAAUUAUUUAUCUCUAUUAAGACAUAUUGACUUUCAAAAUGUUUAUAAAGCUGUACGUAUUUGGAUUCGAUGCAAAUCAUUACAUGAACCUUUCGAUUUAAACGUGAAGAGAAUACAAACAAAACAAGCAAAUCGUUUAAUGAAUGAAUUAGGAAAACUCUUUAGUAACGGAUCGGCUCGAAUCAAUAAAUUAUCCUUAGAUAUACGACACUUUGAACAUUAUACAGAUGAAAGUUCAAUUGAAUUUAAAUCUUGGCCAUGUUAUUCUGGAGCAUAUUACCCUGGACCAUAUGAUAAAUCUUUAUGUCAACUUCGUGAAUUUGUUUGUGGUGGAAAAUUUUCAAAGAAUACUAUAAUAUUUGGGUUAACGAAAACAUGUGAAGAAAUUGAAUCAAUUACAAUUGAAGAUUCAUUCGAGACUUCUUCGGAAUUUUUGGCUAAUCUUAUGAAAAAUCAACGUAGAUUACAACAUUUCGUUUUAGCAAAUUGGAAAAGUGAUUCAAAAUGUAUUUUGUCUUCAUUGGCUAAAACAAAAACUCUUCGACAUAUUGAAUUUAUUGGAUGUGAUUUCCCUGAAAAUGAUGAAGAAGAUGAUGAUCGUAAACAUUAUUUUGAUGGAUUAAUAAAAUGCAUUAAUUUAGAAACAUUAAAAUUUGAACAAUGCAAAAAUUUAAGUACUAAAUUAAUGAAACCUUUUAUACAAGCAGAAUUUAGAAAUCUUACUAAAUUACAUUUCGAUAAUGAUUCAAAUCCAGCAGAUCCACCAACGAUCGAACUUCAAUCAAUAAUAGUGAAUGCUAAAGAUUCACUUAAAGAAAUUUUUUUCAAUAUUCAAUUGUCAUUACAUGUAGAUAUAUUGGAUACCGUUGCAACGAAUUGUCCAAAUUUAAAGAAAUUAAGUGUAAAUAUAGAAAAUGAUUCUGAAAUAAGACAACUUAUUGGAUUAUUUCAACAUUGUAAACAUCUAUUAGAAUUAAGAAUUUCUCGAAAAAAAUAUCCCCUUUUUUCAAUUGGAAAAACUUCCUUAGUAGAAUUAGGAGCAGUCAUUCCACCAAGUUUAAAAAAAUUGGAAUUACUGGGUUUUACGUUUGAAGUUUCGACGUGGACAGCAUUUUUAGAUCAAUGUCCAGGAUCGAUAAAUUCUUUUGUAUUUAAUUUAAAGCAACAAUCAUAUAUAAAUAUAGUGAAGAAUUAUGCAAAUAGACACAACAAAAAACUUAAAAAUGAUUCUUAUAUAGAAAUAUCAGAAUAUGUUUCUUUGGAGUUGGAAAAUAAAAAUCAUCUUCGAAGUCUAUGA
This is a messenger RNA of Diversispora eburnea, 1413 nucleotides long. The record is from the annotation of a GenBank genome assembly. NCBI's taxonomy places the organism in Eukaryota, Fungi, Glomeromycota, Glomeromycetes, Diversisporales, Diversisporaceae.